This is a messenger RNA of Styela clava, 603 nucleotides long. The record is from RefSeq and is a predicted model, not a curated record. Lineage: Eukaryota; Metazoa; Chordata; Ascidiacea; Stolidobranchia; Styelidae.
AUACAUAUGGCAACUUACGGAUUAUUUUCUGAUGCCGUGUUAUCUUAUGUUGUUGGGAAAGUCGGGAAGAAAAUUGGUCGAAUUCCAUUUUUUGUAUUUUCAAUGGUUGUUGACUUUGGAAGUUAUGCAUAUUGUCUAUGGUGGGACCCUCGAAUCAGCAUGGUCAAUCUUUAUAAUAUAUUUUGCCUUCGGAGUAACGGAUGGAAUAUGGCAAACAUUGACAAAUGGAGAAAUAAUACCAAUUACUGUAUCUUGAAUAUUUCGAAGGAAGUCACGAUGUUGCAGUUACAAGCUGCGUUCUAUGGUCAACCUUGGGCUAUGCUCUAUAAUUUGGGUGGAGUACAAAGCUCUGUGUAUACGUUAAAAUUUAUAUCCAGAUCGGAAUGCUAAUUUUAGGAAUGAUUUGCUACGGUGUAGCUGAAUAUUUACAUCGAAAUAAGAAAUUGACUGAGGUUGCUGAAGAGGAAACUCGAUUGUAAUAAUGUAUCACAACUGUAUAAUUACAACAUAUAUACUUAAAAUUAAUCGUGAUUCUUUCUGUACUGCAUUCAACAUUUUAUGUACUCCCUUAUUUAAUUAACAAUUUAUAUAUAUAUAUAAUCA